AUAAAGAGUAUGUUAUAAACCCAUAGACUUACAGCAGGUUAGUCAAAUACAGUAUGAUAAAGAAUGAAAGAUAUUGAAUGUCAAGAUAUGUGUUAUACAUGGUAAGAUAUGUUUCAUUUAGAAACCAUACAAUCACCAAUCAGAUGAAAAAUUGUGACAGAACUAUGAACUGAUCAACCACAUCCAGAAGUUCACUAAAUCAUAAUCAUAUUAAUUCAAAGAUUUAAUCAUCAGUUAGAAUUCAGCAUCACAUCGUUCAUAUUGGAUUCUUUAGAUUAGAAUUAAAUACCAUCUCAUGACAAUAAGUAAUAGAACAAUAUGGUUAACAAUCCAGUUAACAAUUUAGAGACACAUCCACCACUCAAAUAAAUACAUUAAGACUUCUCGUGACUAAUCAAACCAUUAAUAUGCACAUUAUUCAAGCUAUAAUAUCUUUCAAAGCUCUUAAUCAUCAAGAUACUGAGUAACAAAAUACUAACAGUCUUUUAUAGAAAAUGUCUAGAUUAAACGAAUAUCAAGUCAUCGGUCGUCGUUUACCAACCGACUCUGUUCCAGAACCAAAAUUAUACAGAAUGAGAAUUUUUGCUCCAAACGUUGUUGUUGCUAAAUCUCGUUACUGGUAUUUCUUACAAAAAUUACACAAGGUCAAGCCAACCUCUGGUGAAAUUGUUUCUGUUAAUGCCAUUGCUGAAGCUCACCCAACCAAGGUUAAGAACUUCGGUAUCUGGAUUAGAUACGAAUCUAGAUCUGGUAUCCACAACAUGUACAAAGAAUACAGAGAUGUUACUAGAGUCAGUGCUGUUGAAACCAUGUACCAAGAUUUAGCUGCUAGACACAGAGCUAGAUUUAGAAACAUCCAUAUCUUAAAGGUUGUUGAAUUAGAAAAGACUGAUGAUGUUAAGAGACAAUACGUCAAACAAUUCUUAUCAAAGGACUUAAAAUUCCCAUUACCUCACAGAAUCCAAAAGCACAAGAACUUAUUCCAAGCUCAAGCUCCAACUACUUUCUACUAAGCAAGAAGUUUUUAGUUUGUAAUAUCUAGCUUUUCUUUCAUCCAAACCCCCAUCACAAAGGUUUUUUCUAAUGUUGAAUGUUGAAUAAUAUUUGCAGCUUUUAACUUUGUUCCUAUUUUAAUAAUAUAUACUUUAUAGCAUAAUGAAGUUGUUUUAAGUGAAUAAUUAUUUAUUUAUCAGAUUUCAUAGGAGUAAUCUUUAACUACAUUAAUCAAAAAAAUCUUUAUAUAUAUAUAUACUAACUCGGAAUAUAUACUUGUUUAUUAUAAAUAUUAUUAGUCCGUUCAAAUGUAAAAUGAUGAGAGCGCA
This is a messenger RNA of Scheffersomyces amazonensis, 1322 nucleotides long. RefSeq names its product 60S ribosomal protein eL20 (gene RPL20B). Gene Ontology annotation, cellular component: ribosome; cytosolic large ribosomal subunit. The transcript has a single exon. The record is from RefSeq and is a predicted model, not a curated record. Bases 495 to 1013 code for a protein of 172 amino acids. NCBI's taxonomy places the organism in Eukaryota, Fungi, Ascomycota, Pichiomycetes, Serinales, Debaryomycetaceae. Gene Ontology annotation, molecular function: structural constituent of ribosome. Gene Ontology annotation, biological process: translation.